Messenger RNA from Cydia splendana, 434 nucleotides. RefSeq names its product cytochrome c oxidase assembly protein COX19. Gene Ontology annotation, biological process: mitochondrial respiratory chain complex IV assembly. NCBI's taxonomy places the organism in Eukaryota, Metazoa, Arthropoda, Insecta, Lepidoptera, Tortricidae. The transcript has a single exon. The record is from RefSeq and is a predicted model, not a curated record. The coding region runs from base 93 to 362 and encodes 89 amino acids. Gene Ontology annotation, cellular component: mitochondrial intermembrane space.
AAUAUUACUUUGUUUGUUAUCGCUUAACAUUAUAUGAAUUAUUGAGAAUUGUAUUCAUCUUGCUUCCUCUAGCAAUUAAUUAUUAGAACACCAUGUCGACUGCUAUGACAUUUGGCCAAAAACAGUUUAUACCGACGCCACCAGAUAAGGGAAGUUUUCCUCUGGAUCACGAAGGAGCCUGCAAGAAAACUAUGGUAAAGUACAUGAAGUGCUUGUAUAACAACAACAGCAACAACACCAUGUGUCGUGACGAGGCGAAAGAGUAUCUUGCAUGCAGAAUGGACCACGGAUUAAUGGCAAAAGAAGACUGGUCGAAAUUGGGCUUUAAGGAUGAGACUGCACAAAUAAAAGAAAAAGCGUAAUAACUUCAAAGACUGGUUGUAAAGUAAGAUAUUUGCCAUGUUUAUAAUAAAUUAAUUAGUUUGUUAAAAAUC